AUGAGUGAGAAUGGGAGUCGCCUCUCAGCUGGCCUGUUCUUCAAGGCCUUCAUCUUGACGGCCUCCAGAGCAGCUAACUGGGUCGCGGUCUACCUCCAGUUGAAAAGUGCAUGGGAUAAUGAUGCGGAAGAUGGACAGCGCUUGGAGAUCGUGUUUCUCCUGUCCGCUACCGGCAUCCUCGUCUCGACCCUGUGUUGUUACCUCUCCCUGCGAACAGAGAAAACGCGUCGCUCAAGGUGCCCUGCCUUCGUCGUGGCGCUUGUCCAGGUCGGUGCACUGCUAGAGUUGUCGCCGAUCCCACUGUGCCCCAGCUGGCGCAAGAAGCCAGCCCGGGUUCCCAUAGCCCUGGAGAUGGCGCAGCGCGCCGACGUGAGCAGCUUCAUUUCCAGCUUCGAGAUGCCAACAUCGUCCCUAGCGUCCGAACCGCCGGACGCUACAGCACUGCCCCCGGGCGAAGACUCGCCUGAGGACCUGGACAAGCUCCGUGCUCGCGUAUUGCGGAAGUUCUGCGUUGCGCAGGUUCCGGAAUCCUUCUUCAGCGUGGUGCUCACGCUGGACAUUCUGAUCGCCCACGCGUUCAAGUUGCCGAGUCGACUUUACUCACCCGUCGAAGCCGAAGCCCGCGUCUUUGUCCUGGUCACCGGGGGCCUCGCCACAUUUACCCUGGCGCUCGGAUUUGCGGACAUCAUCAUCUCCAUGUGGAUCAAGACCGACUUUGUGCAGGACCAUGCGAACCUCGUGUUGUUGUUCUACUUGGUCGAAAUCUGCAGUUGGUGGCCAUUCCUAGCCCAGAUGGUCAGAUUCGACCACAUUGCGACAAUGGUCCGAUACUUAUGCAGCGAAGUGGUGGUCAUGAUCCUCCUGGUUGUGGUGGGCUUCUACGCGAUUCCUGGCAGUGCCAAGUUGCGGGGCUCGGUGGUGAGCAUCAUCCUCCACUUCAUCGGCCAGGUCGCCCUGGCUGCCACGCUCAGUCCUUUUUUGGCUGGAGCCAACUUCUUGUUCUUUGACAGCUCCCUCACCUUCCGUGUGUUGAAUCGAUUGUAUUAUCCUGUUCGAUACGUCCACGUCGCGAUGUACUUAGACCGGCUGCGCGUCGAGGGCAGGGUGAAGAUCCAAGACAUCGUGCUGCAUCCGCUGAAUUGCUUCGCCCUUGUCAAUCUGCUGGUUCAGAUCAUUCUGGUGUACAUUGUGGUGCCCCAGGUCCGACGCUGGAGCCAGAAGCAGAAGGCAGAGGAGUUCCAGCAGAAGACUGGCGGCUUGAGCCUGUCGGAGGUCACCCUCGCAGCACGUUCGACGAUGGCCGAGGAGAAGCCAGGUCCCAGCAACAAGGUUCGUGCUCAAUCCGGCCUCAGGGCCAGUAUUUUCCACGAUCUGCCGGACGACCGCGGCGAGGACAACUUCAUCGAGGUGCUGAAUGCCGUGGGGGAUACCUUCGAGGCUCUGCUGCUAGCAAGUCAGGCUGACAGCCCGCGGGUCCGCUGUGCAGUUCUCCGGGUGGCUAUCCAGCCACUGUCCGAGGCCGGGCCAUCCAAGCUGCUGCAGCUGCUGCCGCUCAUCCUGCCCCAGUUGCUGCUGGCGUUGCGUUGGAAGACGGUGGAUGACUUUGAGGACUGCCCGCUGAGCUGCUUCAUCUUGGAGAAGGCACUCGCCCUCAGCGACCCUGCGUUGGUCUCCAUGGUCUACUGGCAGCUCCUUGGCCUGGCGACCGACAAGUCGGACAAAGCAUCCCCAAUGUACCGAGAAGUACGGGUGCGACUGCUGCACGCGUUGAUGCAAAGCGACUUCAACGGAAGGCAGUACGAUGCUGUUUUUUGCGAGAAGGCGCUCGCCACGAUUGCAGACCAGCGAAGACUCUGCUACCAGAUGCGAGCUCUUUGCAGGACAGUGCAAGCAGCCGCUGGCGGCAAUGUGGGCAGAAACUCUGCUCUUCGUCAGCAGCUGGCCCUCUUACACCAGAGGAAGGUGCGCCGAGAAGCGGACCAGGCUGCCACGCAGGAGGGCGGCCAGGGCCUGCGCAACUGGCGCCCCUCCGCCAGCCUGGAGAUCCCUGAUUCGCCGUCGGACAUCCCGAACGAGCCCGAGGGUCGCCGGGACAGCAGGAGCAGUCAGCGCGGGGUGGAGGACGACGAGAGCCUUGACCGAAGCCGCACGCGCUCGGAGUCCCUCGAGGAAGACCGACCCAGGAAGACGCGGGUCUUGUUUGCACCGGAUGUGAGCGAGCACGACGACACUCCAGUCUCGUCUCCCUCCUCGUUUCCUAGAGAACGGCCAGCUUCAAACGUGAGCAUCUGCAGGAUGCCCUCGCAAGAAGCUCGGUUGGAGUCCGAGGAGCCCAACCCCGCAUACAGGUGCCCGUGUUUCGCGUGCUGCUUCCGACAGAGCAAGAAGCCGCGAGAAGACAUCAUCCGAGAGGAGUGGAGAUGCGAUCCGAGCCUGCAGCAGUUUGGUAACCAGGACCUCACCCUCUUGGACGUCGGCGGUGUCCAGCUGCCUGUGGAUCCGACGCAGUCCCUGGGAGCUUUGCAGAACAGGAGGUGUUUCGUGGCGAACUCGGCCGUAGCCCCCGUGGUGCUGGCGUACGAGGCGAUCGAGGCUGAUGAAGGCGAGCACUCAAGCACCAGCCAUCGGCUGUAUGCAAUGAAGAAGGGCGACGACCUACGGCAGGACGCACUGGUGUUGCAGAUCUUCCGCCUCAUGGAGACGGCAUGGGCAGAGCAUGGCCUCAGAGAGGUGUCGCUCAUGCCCUACAAUGUGUUGGCGCUCUCUCCCAAGGAGGGAUUCGCGGCCUUCGUGCCCAAAGCAAAGAACAUCUCUCGCAUCCUUGAGGAGUUCGAUGGCGACAUCACCGAGUUCAUCAAGAAGCAUUGUAGCGGUUCCACCUCUUCGGCCUACGAUCGGCUGUGCGGCAGCACGGCCGGGUACUGCGUGGCCACGUACCUGCUGGGAGUCGGGGAUCGGCAUCUGGACAACAUCAUGAUGACGGAGGAGGGUCACUUCUUCCACAUCGACUUCGGCUUCGUCCUGGGCGACGAUCCCAAACCCGGAGCGCCCUCGGUGAGAGUGCCCCGCGAGGUCCUCGAAGUCCUUCGGAUAUCUGGCAGAUACGACCGCUUUCGCGAGCUUCUCAGGGAGGCAUUCACGCUCAUUCGACGCACCGCACGCUUGUGGACGGCGCUGCUGUCACUGGCAUCGAGUGCUGGAGGGAAUGGCGUGACGGUGUUGAGAGAUGACGCGGAGCGGGCAAUCCACACUGUCAGAGAGCGGCUGCACCUCGAACUCGACGAUGCAUCGGCAGCAGCUGAGAUCACAGCAGAGGUGGAGCACAACGCUGCUGCCAUGCUUCCGGUCAUCUACGACAAGCUGCAUCAGGCAGGCUUGUUCUGGCACUGA
Messenger RNA from Symbiodinium natans, 3390 nucleotides. The record is from the annotation of a GenBank genome assembly. Lineage: Eukaryota; Dinophyceae; Suessiales; Symbiodiniaceae.